Ogataea parapolymorpha DL-1 is the source of this 2856-nucleotide messenger RNA. RefSeq names its product U5 small nuclear ribonucleoprotein component. The coding region runs from base 1 to 2856 and encodes 951 amino acids. Gene Ontology annotation, biological process: mRNA splicing, via spliceosome. Gene Ontology annotation, cellular component: cytosol; U2-type catalytic step 2 spliceosome; U4/U6 x U5 tri-snRNP complex. The record is from RefSeq and is a predicted model, not a curated record. Lineage: Eukaryota; Fungi; Ascomycota; Pichiomycetes; Pichiales; Pichiaceae. The transcript has a single exon. Gene Ontology annotation, molecular function: GTPase activity; GTP binding; U5 snRNA binding.
AUGUCUGAAGAACUCUACGAUGAGUUUGGAAACCUUAUUGGUGUUCCAGAGACCGAGAGCUCAAGUGACGAGGCAAUGGAGGUCAACCACUCGGAGGUCGCUGUUAGACAGCCUGAAUUACAAGAGGUUUUUGGAGAAGAUGUAGAGACUAUUAUAGCGACAUCUGAUGCAAAAGAUAUUAGUGAGCCUAUUGUUGAGCCUGUUACAGAGCAAAAGUUUAAAGUAGAAGAGGAAGACCUUCCUGAGACAUUCUAUUCAAAGGAUUAUUUAUGGAAUAUGACAUUCCUCCCGUCCAAAGUGCGAAAUAUUGCACUUGUCGGUGGUUUGCACUCAGGGAAAACUACGUUUCUAGACCAACUAGUCCAUGAAACCCAUGACAUCAAUCACAUUCAAGCGAAAGAUUACAAGCCUCUUCGAUACACGGACAAUCACACGAUAGAGAUCAAACGGGGGAUUUCCAUAAAGACAUCUACCAUGUCACUAUUAAUGCCAGAUCUCGAACAAAAAUCCACCGUCACACACAUUCUUGACGCCCCUGGACACGUUGAUUUUGUUGAUGAAAUGGCUGUGGCAGUAAGACUUGCUGAUGUUGCAGUUCUAGUUGUUGACGUGGUUGAAGGUUUAACCAAAGGUUUGCAGCUGGCUCUAGAUCAUAUUUUGCUUACAAACACUCCCUUUUGUCUCAACAUUUCGAAGUUUGACCGCUUGAUUUUGGAACUCAGACUACCGCCACUAGACGCCUACUAUAAACUUCGCAGCAUUGUUCACGAAAUCAACGACUAUGUUUCUUCAUCUAAGCACGUCAAAAAUGGCAGCUACACACGACAAACGGCUCUCUCGCCUGCUCUUGGAAAUGUUUGUUUUAGCUCCAGCAACCUCAACAGCUGUUUCACUUUGCGCAGUAUUGCAAAGAAAUACCUUGAUAACUCCAAGUUGGAUAUUGACACAUUUGCUACCAAACUUUGGGGAGACAUUUAUUAUAUUGACAAGAAAUUUACUGUUAAGCCUCCAGACAAGGCAGCUCAUGCCAAAUCCAGAAGUUUCAUCAAGUUUGUCUUGGAACCGAUAUAUAAGCUGAUCACCGCUACUUUGACGAAAAGUCCAAAAGAAUUAGAACAAUAUCUCGAGGAGUCCCAUGGAAUUACCAGUAUUCAUCCUUCAAAAUUCAAGCUAGAUGUCCAACUUCUGUUAAAAGAGGUCUUUUUUGCAUUUUUCGGAGGUGUCUGCCCACCCUUUGUCGACUUAAUACAGCAAAUGCCUUCCCCAGAGGACAUGAAUGUUGAUAAAUUCAAUUUACUAUACAAAGGCAAUGCCUCUGAUGAACUGCUUUCACAUAUUGAAAAAUGCGAUCCAAACGGCCCAGUCAUAGCGUAUGUGGCAAAGCUCAUUGACUCAGCUAGUGCCGCCAGGUUCUAUGCUCAGGUGCGCGUGCUCUCAGGCACACUAAAAACAGGCAAUUCAGUUCUGCUACUGGGCGAAAACUACAGCCCCGAAUUUACAGAUGACAUGAAAGUGCAGGACGUUCGGCGCGCGUUUUUAAGCUGCACGCGCUACAAGAUCCCAGUGGAAGGUAUUCCAGCAGGGUCUAUAGGAUUAAUAUCAGGGCACGACAUUGACGUGUUUAUCAGCAAAACUGCCACCAUUUUCGACCAAAAGCUCAAGUCUCCAACACUGGAAAUAUUCAGGCCAUUGGACAAAAUAUCCAAACCGGUCUUCAAAGUUGCUGUGCAACCUGCAAACCCGUCUGAGCUUUCGAAAUUCACUGAAGGCCUAAAAAAGCUGAAUAGAUCUUAUGUGGGAUCAGAGAUUAGAGUUGAGCAAGGAGGCGAGCACGUGAUCUUGGGAUACGGAGAGUUGUACUUGGAUUGUCUGCUCCACGAUUUGCGUCUGCUGUAUGCUAAAUUGGAUAUCAAGGUUAGUGAUCCUGUGGCUCGAUUUUCGGAGACAUGUUUGGACAUCUCCAAAGUGAAGCUGGUUACAGAAUCUGCCAACACGAAAAAUAGUCUUACAGUGAUAGCGGAGCCCCUGGAGGAGAGUAUUUCCAGAGACAUAGAGGCUGGAGUUCUUGUACCAUCAAUUCCUUCUAGGGAGCUUGCCAAGAGACUCAGAAACGACUAUGGAUGGGAUGCUUUGGCUGCAAGAUCUGUUUGGGCAUUUGGUCCUGAUGAAACGGGAACGUGUAUACUUCUCGAAGACACACUACCUGAGGAGACAGAUAAAUCAAGGCUUGCGGAGCUGAAAGAAUUGAUUAUCCAGGGUUUCAAAUGGUCAACCAGAGAAGGUCCUCUUUGCGACGAGCCGGUGAGAAAUAUAAAAUUCAGGAUUAUUGGUGCACAAUUAUCUACAAACUUUUUAGAAUCAAACGGAGCACAAAUCAUUCAGAUGUCACGGAAGGCAUGCUACACGGCAAUGAUGAUUGCUACUCCGCGAUUACUCGAACCGAUUUAUGAGAUUGAAAUUUUGUGCUUUUCGUCGGUGUUACCAGCGCUGAACAAGCUACUCGAUAGAAGAAGAGGCCAAAUCACCAACGAUAAUCCCGUGGAAGGCACUCCGCUAUACAAAGUGUACGGAUAUAUUCCAGUGAUCGAGUCUGUGGGACUAGAAACUGACAUUCGAAUGUACAGUCGUGGCCAAGCAAUGUGCCAACUUGUGUUCAGCCACUGGUCCGUGGUUCCUGGAGAUCCAUUGGACGAGGACUGUUUCAUUCCGGUGCUUAAGCCUGCACCAAUCCAGUCCCUGUCGCGCGACUUUACCAUGAAAACCAGGAAAAUGAAAGGUCUUGAUGACGAGCCGUCUUUGAAGAAAUACGUGAAUCACGAAGUCUUUGAAAAAUUAAAGAGCGCCGGAAUUAUAUAG